AUGGGUCGUCUGAGCAGAAACCCUUCCCGGCAAGAGCCCGUAGAGGAGCAGACUGGUAUUGAGAUCAAGCGUGAGGAGUCAGUGAAUGGUGGUGACCCGACAGAGGAGCCACUCCACGCCCGCGCCCGCGUAGCUGCCAUCAAGCACGAAAACUCUGCCAGUCCUUCCGAGUCACCCAACUCCGACACCUUUCGACACAAAGAAUCGCGUGCGUCGUCCACCUCGACAUCAUCGUCCCCCCGACCCCCAGCCACGGACCCGGACAACAGCCGAGUGAGUGCCAAGAAGGAGCUGGAGGAGGCGGAUGCAAACGGUCACACUUCCACCUCCACCUCGCCUGUCAAGCCUGAAGCAAAAGAACCCUCGAAGCCCGCGAAGUCCGCCAGAGGAGCGGCCUCCAAACUCCCUCCCCGUAUCGCGCCUCUGCUCAAUCACCUCCCAGACGCUACUGAAGAAGCUACCUCCACCUUCACCGUCAUCGAUAGCUGCACCUAUCAAAAUAAAUUCCUAGGUUUCAGUGAACAUGCUCUGGACUGUGACUGCUCGGAAGAAUGGGACCCCACUACCAAGCAGAAUCUCGCCUGCGGCGACGAUUCCGACUGCAUCAAUCGUGCCUGCAAGAUGGAAUGUGUCGACGACUGUGGCUGUGGCACUUCAUGCGAGAAUCAGCGAUUUCUUCGCCGCCUGUACGCCGAUGUGUCGGUCAUCAAGACAGAGAAGAAAGGAUAUGGUCUUCGGACCAAUGUCGAUCUUCGGCCUCACGAUUUCAUUUUUGAAUACAUUGGUGAGACCAUUCCCGAGGCUACUUUUCGCAAACGCAUGCUUCAAUAUGAUGACGAGGGCAUCAAACAUUUCUACUUCAUGUCGCUGAGUAAGGGCGAGUUCAUCGAUGCGACCAAGAGGGGCAACCUGGGCCGGUUCUGCAACCACUCUUGCAACCCCAACUGCUACGUCGACAAAUGGGUAGUCGGCGACAAACUUCGCAUGGGUAUUUUUGCCGAAAGGUACGUCAAGGCUGGAGAGGAACUUGUUUUCAACUACAAUGUGGACCGGUAUGGUGCCAACCCCCAGCCUUGCUAUUGUGGCGAAUCCAACUGCACUGGUUUCAUUGGCGGCAAGACUCAAACCGAACGAGCCACCAAGCUCUCUGCUGCCACCAUCGAAGCUCUCGGUAUCGAGGAUGGUGAUUCUUGGGAUACCACGGUGGCCAGACGUCCUCGCAAGAAGAAGGCUACCGAGGAUGAUGAAGAAUACGUUGACAGCCUCGAAGCCAAGUCGCUAGAUGUCGAUGGCGUCACCAAAGUCAUGGCUGCAUUGAUGCAAUGUAAGGAGAAAUGGAUCGCCGUCAAACUCUUGCAGCGGAUACAACGCUGUGUUGAUGACCAGGCAUGGCACAGAGUGGUGCGAUUCCACGGUUACCAGAUCCUUAAUUCUCAGCUCGCUGCAUGGAGGGACGAUGAGAACAUCAUCCUGCAGAUCUUGGACAUUCUCAAUCGACUGCCCCGGCUCACCAGGAACAAAAUCGUGGAUGCGAAGAUUGACAAGACGCUCCAACCAUUGACCACACAUUCCGACGAGAGAGUCGCAGGUCAAGCGUCCGAUCUGCUCGACGCUUGGUCAAAACUUGAAUUGGCCUACCGGAUACCGCGGAAAAAGAGGGAGGCAGCGUCAACUCCUCUCAAGAUCGAAUCGACCCCAUUUGAGCGACGAGAGUCUGCCCAGGAACGCAGACGAUCGAAAUCCAGAUCCAGAUCCCGCUCUCCAACCCCUCCUCGGGGUCCAGUGAAUGCACCUUCAGGCCCCAAGUCAUUACAACGGCCUGGAAAGCUCCUCGGGCGAGCGCCUCCCUCGUUUAAUCGAGCUCCUCCUCCGCUGCCCCGUGGUUGGUUUACGGCCCAGGAUAAGGGAAGAACGUAUUAUUAUUCUGCCAGUGGACAGACGACGUGGUCGAGACCAACGAGACCAGCCGACGAACCGCCUCCUCCACCAAAACAGCCCUCUGAACAAGACGUUCUGAAGAGUAUCAUUGAUACCAUUGUCACCUCUCGCGGGAUGGAAACGAAAAAUUCCACUCCUGACACUCCAGAGCCUACCAAGGUGAAGAAAGAAGAGAGAUGGAAAUCGUAUGACGAAGAGAAGCAGAAGAAGUUGUAUGAAAAUACUCUCUUCCCCCAUAUCUCCCAUGUAAUGAACAAAUACAAACACAAAAUUCCACGUGAUGACCUCAAGCGAUUUGCGAAAGAGAUCGCCAAGAAGCUGGUGGCUUCGGACUACAAGGCUGGCCGGGUGAAAGAUCCCACAAAGAUUGAGGAACGGCAACAGAAGAAGGUCAAGGAGUUCUGUAAGCAAUUCUUCGAAAAGGCAUACCAGAAACAUAAAAAGCACGAAAUGGAGAAAUCGGCCAGAGGGAAAGGCAAGAAAGCUCCGUCGGGUGGUGAGGCUGCUGCAUCGCCCGUCCACUCACCUCACGCUGAUGAUGAAUCUCCCGAAAACGGAGCGGAAGAUGUUAAAAUGUCGGAGGACGAAGAUGCUGAACAGACGGUUGGCGCCGAGACUCCGCUAGACCCGAAUGGCAGCGGAUCACUGAAGCGCAAGCGUUUCGACCGGGACGAGUCAUCAACUCCACGUGAAGAAGACGAGGGCGAACCAGCAGGAUCGCCGAUGAAAAGACUGAAUCUUGACAUUGAGACACCACCUCCGCCACCGCCGCCACCCGCGCCGCCACUAGAAACGCCGCCGGACAGCACGCCCAGGGAAGGCGAAGGAGACGUGGAGAUGGAGACGAACAUCUACUCAGACACCAGCUUCAAGGGCACGAGUAUGGCGGACGUCCUCGCGCAGGCACAGGAAGAGGAUGAGGGAGAUAGCGGGGGAGAUCAGCCGAAACAGGACGGGAUUGGAAGUGGCAUGGAAUUGGACAAUCCUCUGGUCGAUAAACAGGAGCCUGAGGCCACAUUGGUGGACGCAGACAGCUAUAACGAUGGCGACAAAGAUCGGUGA
Capronia epimyces CBS 606.96 is the source of this 3000-nucleotide messenger RNA. Its product is annotated as histone-lysine N-methyltransferase SETD2. NCBI's taxonomy places the organism in Eukaryota, Fungi, Ascomycota, Eurotiomycetes, Chaetothyriales, Herpotrichiellaceae. Gene Ontology annotation, molecular function: protein binding; histone H3K36 methyltransferase activity. The transcript has 3 exons. Gene Ontology annotation, cellular component: chromosome; nucleus; chromatin. Gene Ontology annotation, biological process: regulation of DNA-templated transcription. The coding region runs from base 1 to 3000 and encodes 999 amino acids. The record is from RefSeq and is a predicted model, not a curated record.